Messenger RNA from Rhodotorula toruloides NP11, 1407 nucleotides. Its product is annotated as argininosuccinate lyase. The transcript has 9 exons. Bases 1 to 1407 code for a protein of 468 amino acids. Gene Ontology annotation, molecular function: argininosuccinate lyase activity. The record is from RefSeq and is a predicted model, not a curated record. Gene Ontology annotation, cellular component: cytosol. NCBI's taxonomy places the organism in Eukaryota, Fungi, Basidiomycota, Microbotryomycetes, Sporidiobolales, Sporidiobolaceae.
AUGGCUGAACAGAUGGCCCAGAAACUCUGGGGAGGCCGCUUCACGACCGGUACCGACCCUCUCAUGUGGGAGUUCAACCAGUGCCUGUCGUACGACAAAGCCCUCUACGCCGUCGACGUCGCCGGCUCCAAGGCCUACGCUCUCGCCCUCUCACGCACCACCCCACCCAUCCUCACCACCCACGAGCUCUCCGAAAUCCACCGCGGCCUCGACCAAGUCCAGUCCGAGUGGGACUCCGGCACGUUCGAGAUCAAGCAGGACGACGAGGACAUCCAUACGGCCAACGAGCGCAGGUUGAGCGAGAUCAUUGGGAAAGAGAUUGGAGGAAAGUUGCAUACGGGAAGGAGCAGGAACGAUCAGGUCGCGACGGAUAUGAGGCUUUGGUUGGCGCAGGAGGUACAGAGGGAUAUCGAGUGGAUUCAGGGUGUCGUCGGGAUCUUGGCCGUCAAGGCGGAGGAGUGGAUCGACCACCUCGCUGCUGGAUUCACUCAUCUCCAGCGCGCCCAACCGAUCCGCUUCUCGCACUUCCUCCUCGCCCACGCGCACUCGUUCGCCUCGGACCUCGACCGCUUCCGGGACCUCCUUCCCCGCAUCUCUGUCCUUCCCCUCGGAUCGGGCGCGCUCGCUGGAAACCCAUUCUGCGUCGACCGCGAACUGUUGAGGAACGAGCUUGGGUUCCAGACUAUCGGCGGAAACUCGAUGCAGUCGGUCGCCGACCGCGACUUUGUCGCCGAGUACGUCUUCGUCUGCUCGCUCCUCAUGGUCCACAUCUCGCGCUUCGCCGAGGACAUCAUCAUCUACUCGUCGAGCGAGUUCAACUGGCUCGUCUGCGGCGAUGCGUACAGCACCGGUUCGUCCAUCAUGCCUCAGAAGAAGAACCCCGACGCCUGCGAAUUGCUCCGCGGCAAAUCAGGCCGCACGGUGGGCCAACUCGCGGGUUUCUUGACGACCCUCAAGGGCUUGCCGGCGACGUACAACAAGGACUUGCAGGAGAGCCAGGAACCGAUGUUUGAUGCGGCUGUCACGGUGGGCAAGAGCUUGAGGAUCCUUCAGGGAGUCGUGUCGACGCUCAAGAUCUUCCCGGAGAACAUGAAGAAGAGCUUGACGCCCGACAUGCUCGCGACCGACCUCGCCGAGUACCUCGUUCGCCGCGGCAUCCCCUUCCGCGAGACGCACCACAUCUCAGGCUCAUGCAUCCGUCUCUCGGAGCAACGCGGCGUCCCUCUCUCCGCCCUCUCCCUCGAAGACUUCAAGUCCGUCUCGCCCCACUUUGGCGACGACGUUCACGAGGUGUUCAAUUUCGAGACGAGCGUCGAGAGGAGGGACGCCAAGGGCGGGACGAGUAGGAGGGCCGUGUUGGAGCAGGUUGAGGCGCUCAAGAGCAAGUUGGUCGCGAGUGCGAAGUAG